ACGAGUAUGAGGACAUCUAACGGAACGCGCGCGCGAUGGAGCCCGCGACAGCAGGAGAGAAGAAUGGAAGUCGUGUGGGUCGAGGACCGAUCGUAUCUGCAGUAGUCGCAAUCGUUCAAGGAAUUGACUAAGAAAACAUGGCUGCAGGUUGUUGUGGAACGAAAAAGCAAAAGCUGAACAAUUCUUCAAGUGUUCCUUGUAAUGGUUCAGUGUUACAAAAUGGCACACAGUUAAGGAACAGUGUAAUAGUAAAGCCUGAGAUGGGCUUCUUUUGCUUCGAUGUUCUUUAUUGCCAAUUACAUCAACUCGACCCUCCAAAACCGCCCAAUUUUAGCAACGAAGCAUUCCCAUUAUUUGUAACAUGGACUAUUGGAAAAGAUAUGAGGUUAAGAGGUUGUAUUGGUACAUUUAAUGCGAUGCAGUUACAUGCUGGACUUAGAGAAUAUGCAACAACCAGUGCAUUCAAAGAUUCACGCUUUAAUCCUAUCACACGAGAUGAACUACCACGUUUACAUGUAAGUGUUUCAAUUCUGAGACACUUUGAAGAUGGUAUUGAUUAUUUAGACUGGGAAGUAGGUGUUCAUGGAAUUCGUAUAGAAUUUCAUAAUGAGAAGGGUAAUAAACGAACUGCAACCUAUUUACCUGAUGUUGCAACAGAACAAGGAUGGGACCAGAUACAAACAAUAGACUCAUUGCUGCAUAAAGGUGGUUACAAAGGAUUAGUCACUCCAGAUAUUAGACGUAGUGUCAAAUUAACAAGAUAUCAAAGUGAAAAAGUUACUGUAAGCUAUCAAGAUUAUAUGACACACUGGCAUAGCCGAAGAUGCUAUCAGGAACAUGGAUUAGUAAUGACACAACGUAAUCAUCCUGCAUUUAUACAUCCUCUUCCAAUACCUCCUAUUUCUCCUGUCAUGUUACCUAUAUGGGAUUAUUCAUCAUUUUGGUGGGAUCAAACUAGUUCAUCUUAUCCUCCACCACAUUCGCAUCUUCAUCCUCCUCCCCGUGUUCACCGUUUUUCGUCACAAGAACCUGAUCGUGGAAUUCAAACCAUGGCAGCUGGUUGUUGUGGAACGAAAAAGCAAAAACUAAAUGAUUCCACCAGUGUUCCGCGUAACAAUACUGUAAGUUUACAAAAUAGUAUUCAUAUGCGGAAUUCUAUAAUAGUUCAACCUGAGAUGGGCUUUUAUUGUUUCGAUGUCCUUUACUGCCAACUGCACCAACUUGAUCCACCAAAACCACCCAACUUCAGUAAUGAAGCUUUCCCUUUAUUUGUAACAUGGACUAUUGGUAAAGAUAUGAGAUUAAGAGGUUGCAUUGGUACAUUUAAUGCAAUGCAUUUACAUGCUGGAUUACGGGAAUAUGCUACUACUAGUGCUUUCAAGGAUUCAAGGUUUAAUCCAAUAACAUUGGAAGAACUUCCACGUUUACAUGUAAGUGUUUCUAUACUUCGACAUUUUGAAGAUGGAGCAGAUUAUUUAGAUUGGAUAAUAGGUGUUCAUGGAAUUCGUAUAGAAUUUCAUAAUGAAAAGGGCAAUAAACGAACUGCUACAUAUUUGCCAGAUGUAGCAAUAGAACAAGGAUGGAACCAAAUCCAAACAAUAGACUCUUUACUACAUAAAGGAGGCUAUAAGGGGUUAGUUACUCCUGAUAUUAGACGUAGUGUCAAGUUAACUCGAUACCAGAGUGAAAAAGUGACUGUGAGUUAUCAAGAUUAUAUGACACGCUGGCAUGGUCAAAGAUGCUAGCAACUGCCCUGGGGUUCUAUUAAAGGACCCCUCAUUUGUUAUAUUUCUAAUAACAUUGAUAAUUUGAGUACAGAUACAUUUAAUUGUUGUUUGCAAUAUAUUAAUUAUCAAUGCAAUAAUAUAAUGGCCAGUCAAUAUGCAUUCAUUAUAAUAGAAUCUAAUUACUUUUUUAUGA
This is a messenger RNA of Apis mellifera (honey bee), 1920 nucleotides long. RefSeq lists its product as uncharacterized. The coding region runs from base 138 to 1745 and encodes 535 amino acids. NCBI's taxonomy places the organism in Eukaryota, Metazoa, Arthropoda, Insecta, Hymenoptera, Apidae. The record is from RefSeq and is a predicted model, not a curated record. The transcript has 9 exons.